AUGGUCCACAAACUCUUUGAGUCCCUCCAUUUGACAGCCUUUAAAGAAUGGAUACAAAGACACGAGUAUCCGUGUUAUGAGUUCUUCCCACAUCUUCCAGAGGAAGUAUUGAAAGCAAGAGUCAAAUCUGGAAGAUAUAUCCAGGGAUAUCUACACGUAAACAGAUGCAAAUCGUAUGAAGCUUUUGUGCGCCACCAGGGACUUGACAACAAAGAUUUAGAUUUCGAUUCGGAUAUCAUCAUUCUGUGGAGUACAGCCAGGAACCGCGCAUUCCAUGGAGAUAAGGUAGCGGUAGAGCUGUUUCCUAAAGAUAAGUGGAUAAUCAGGAGCGGAAGAAGAUGGAUAGUCAAAGAAAGAGAGCCCAUGCCAACAGGUUUUGUGGUGGGCAUUCUUGAGAAGAAGCGGCGCGACUUCGUAGCUACGGUCACAUCGUGUAUAAGACAUGCCUCUCGAGACAGCGACGACGAAACCAAACUUAUCGCUCUACCGACUUGGGAUUACAGGAUCCCAAAAGUUUUGGUAACGGCCAAAGAAGUAAAACUCUAUAAGUCUCACAGGGUGUUGGUACACAUCGACAGCUGGCCCUCAAAGAGCGUCUAUGCAGAAGGACAUGUGGUGCAUGACCUCGGACAAGCCAGAGACCUGGAUGCAACCAUCAGAGUCAUUAUGGCAGAAAAUAACAUUUUCGAGCUACCUUCCUCGGAAGCUGAGAUGAGUGAGUUACCAGUCAGCUCUCCAGAGGACCCUUGGCGGGUAAGCCCAACAGAGGAAAAAGAGAGGAGAGACCUACGAAGCCAACUGGUGUUCACCAUCGACUCGGAGGGCUGCGAGGACUUGGAGGAUGCCCUAUCCUUGCGCAUCCUGGACAACGGCCACCUAGAACUCGGCAUCCACACUGCUGACGUCAGCUACUUCGUGGUACCAGACUCCUGCCUGGAUAAUGAAGCCAGGAGAAGGGCCAACACUUUAUUUCUGCCCCAUAAGCGUUACGAUAUGAUCCCCGCUGUCCUCAGUACGGACUUAUGCUCCCUCCGAGAAGGCGCCGACAGAUAUGCUGUAAGCGUCAUAUGGGAGUUGGAGGGGACCUCUUAUGACUUCAAGAACGUGUGGUAUGGAAGAACCAUCAUCCGUUCGGCCUAUAACCUGACCUACAGAGUGGCCCAGGAUCUCCUGGACGAGAACUUGAGUGCCGCCGAGGCCAUCUUCGUCGACAAAGACCUAGACAAGAAGAGCAAAGAAACCAAGCUGAAGGAGUUAACAUGGGCUCUCCAAAAGCUGAGGGUCCUAGCUAACCACUUCAGGGACCAGCGAUCCAGCCAAGGGGCCCUGAAUUUGAAAUACUUGGACGUUGCCUUGAAACUAGACGAAAACAACAAAGUCGUCAACAUCAGCCCCGCGCUAAGGCUGGAUGCCCACGACAUGGUGUACGAGUUGAUGAUCCUGGCCAAUCACUGGGUGGCCAAGAGGAUCUACGAGGAGUUUCCUCAUCAGUCUCUGCUGCGCCGUCAUCCUCCUCCUCGACAGAAGUUAUUUCAAGAUCUCUUGUCGUGCACCAAAGCACUGGGCUGUGACAUAGAUACGCGGUCCAACAAGACACUGAAGGACUCUCUUGAAAAGGUAAGGGGCCCCAACCGCCCCUACUUCAAGACACUGCUGCAUCACCUCGCCGGGCAAGCCAUGGGCAGCACACUGUAUUUCUCCACCGGAUCCUGUUCAGAGCAGGAGUUCUAUCAUUACGGUCUCGCUUUAGAUAAAUACACCCAUUUUACAUCUCCGAUAAGGAGAUAUGCAGAUAUUGUAGUACACCGGUUAUUGAUGGCAGCUCUUACCAAGGAAAAGAAAACGGAAACGGAGGACAAUUUAAGCAACGAAGAUCUCCAACAACUAUGUGAAUACCUGAAUGAGAAAAGACAAAUUCUGUGUUGA
This is a messenger RNA of Ochotona princeps (American pika), 1926 nucleotides long. Its product is annotated as DIS3-like exonuclease 1. Gene Ontology annotation, biological process: rRNA catabolic process. Gene Ontology annotation, molecular function: 3'-5'-RNA exonuclease activity; RNA binding. The transcript has 11 exons. Gene Ontology annotation, cellular component: cytoplasmic exosome (RNase complex). Lineage: Eukaryota; Metazoa; Chordata; Mammalia; Lagomorpha; Ochotonidae. Bases 1 to 1926 code for a protein of 641 amino acids. The record is from RefSeq and is a predicted model, not a curated record.